CAGAAACAUCGCAUUAUGGCCUCGCUCUGAGCCUCCUGAUGCGACAGUUGUGUACAUACCUAACCGGCAAUCCGUCACCAUCGACGCCUUGAUCAUGGACCUCCGGUCCAGAGGCUUUUUUCGGGGCCAUCGGAGUUGUCAAUAGUACUCCCGAAGUACUAUAUUAUUUGAUUUUGAGCACUGUCACUUUUGCACGCCCGGGGAUUUAAACCGAAGUGACAGUAACAGCACUCACCCCAUCUGCCGGUCAGCUAGCUAGCUCGCUAAGUCAAUAGCUAAGAAGGGCAUCACUUUUCUUUUGGAGUAAAGGACAAGGAAACUGCAACACCACUCCUUUCAUUAACAGAAGACUGAACAGAGGCUGAUUCCCCGAGUUCCCAUCUUACAACAUAUUCACUAUUGAUUCCUGAUAGGCUGGCAACACAACGCCACCCUAAUGCAGAACCACAAAAGAACGUGAAAUGAACAAACCACCGCAGCCUAUUACGGGACCCACGUCUGUCCCAAACCCUUCCCCAUCCCCUGGAUUGACACAGGCGGCCUACGGCCCCGGACAGCCCCCGUCUCUUGUUUUUGCCACCCCUCCACCACAAAUGAACUCUGCACCACAGCCAAGACAGUUUGCAGCAGGGCCCCGUACUUUACACCAACAGAGUUAUUAUCAGAACCGACCAGCCAUGGCCACCAGUGCUCCAAGGGUACAGACGAGUAGUGGCCCACGACCCGUUGGACCCACUCACGUCUAUCCGCCCAGCUCCCAGAUGAUGAUGAUUUCCCAGCAGCAGCUGUCUUUUGCUGGCUCCCCUCAGGGCUACUUCAUCCCACCUGGACAGUACCGGGCCCCAUACAUGCCUCCUACUCAGCAGUAUCCUGUGACCAGCGGUACAGCAGGCUUCUAUCCAGGAACUAGCCCUGCUGAGUACUCUGCUUAUGCCGGAGCAUACUAUCCCGCUCAGCCGCAGUACUCUCCGUCUGUCCAGCCGGCACCGGUCAUGAUCAGCCCCGCGCAGCAACAGCAACAAGCCCCGCCUCCUCAGCAACCACCGGCGCAGUCACAAGGCCCACUAAAGAGGGAACGCAAACCGAUAAGAAUACGAGACCCCAACCAGGGCGGGCGCGAUAUCACAGAGGAGAUCAUGUCAGGUGGAAGGUCCACCACAACACCAACUCCCCCACAGGCCUCCACAGCAGAUGUAAGUCCUGCACAGACCAAUGGUGAAGUUACACAAGCUGUCACCACAGUGACUAGAAGAGAUGAAAACGUCGAUCCUCCCUCUAGCGCUGAAACCCCACCACCUCCUGCCACAGCAAUUACAGAGCCCGUGGUGGAGGCCAAACAGGAAGUGGACGUCCAGAUUGCAGCACCUGCUGAGUUGGUUACAGAAUCUGUCGCCCCUGCAGCUGCUACUGAGGUGCCAUCCCCGUUGACAAAGGACCUGCAGUCUUCCUCCUCCCUCCCUCCUGCAGCAGCAGCAUCUACUACACCUCCUGCAGAGGAAGAAAAUAAAGUUGAUACUAAAGUUGGUGACACAGUAGACGCUCCUGUUGGCCCGUCAUCAUUAGCAGCACAAGAGGCACCUGUCAAGUCGGAGGAACCAGUGGCUGCCCCAGCUCCAGCUGAAAAGGCGCCAGAAAAGGAGGAAAAGAAAACAGAAGAAGUGAAGACGUUGGAAAAAGAGGAGGAAGUGACCAACGUUAAGUUGGAGCCUGAAGUUGAGGUUGCUACGACGGUUGCUGAGACGGUUACCACCGUGAACAUGGCAAAAGAAGAAACGGCUACAAAGGCUGCAGCUGAAGUCUCUCAGCCUCCACCCUCAACACCGGAACCUGCUGCUCCGCAGACCCAGAGCGCUGCCCCGAGCUCUGAACCUGAACCUGAACCUGAACCCGAACCCGAACCCGAACCUGAACUCGAACCCACACCUGCUGUUGUGGCAGAGCCUCUUCUCUCCAACGGCCUCCCUCAGGACACAGAGGAACUCCCUGAGGAUAUGGCAUUUUCUGACACUACAACCCUCGACAAGCCUGAUACUUCUAAAUCUCAGGAAUCCACACCUGUGGCUAAAACGGCAGUGCCAGCCCAGGAGGAGGAGCCAGCAGAAGAAGAGGAGGAGGAGGAGGAGGAGGAGGAGGUCGAAGACAAAAAGGUGGAGAAGAAAGAAGAGGAAAAGGAGAAAAGUGAGGAUGCCCCUUCUACCGCUGUUAGCUGCCCAACAGAGGAAUCUACUACUAUGCAAGCUGCUACGUCUGUGCCAAAGAAGAGGAAGAACAUGAAGGAGUUCAACAAGAAGGAGGCUAUUGGAGACCUCCUGGAUGCCUUCACAGAGGAGCAGGAUGCCAAGCCCGCUCCUGAACCCUCAUCCCCUCAGGCUGACCCCGUCCCUGUUGCUCCAGCUGAACCUCCCGCUGAGGUUGCAGAUGAGACCUGGGAGGAGAAAGAAGACAAGCAGAAUGCAGAACCAGACAGGUCUAAAGCCACACCUGAGCCAACUGGGCAGAAAUACCAGUACAAAGAGGAAAAAUGGAAGCCGAUUGACCCUGAGGAGAAGAAGCGGUACGACAGGGAGUUCCUCUUGGGCUGCCAGUUUAUCAAUGCCAGUAUGCACAAACCUGAGGGCCUGCCGAGCAUCAGUGAUGUUGUCCUUGACAAGGUGAACAAGAAUCCGCUGCGGCCUGUUGACCCAUCUCGACUGAUGAAUGUUGGCCCUGAUUUUACACCCUCGUAUUUGGGUAAUCUUGGGAGGGGAUCGGUAGGAGGACCACGAGGCCCACCGCCCGGGCCACGUCGCUCUCAGCAGGGUCAGAGGAAAGAGCCCAGGAAAAUCAUCCUCAGCAGCAUGUCUCUCGGCGACGACGUGCAGCUCAACAAGGCUGAGAAGGCCUGGAAGCCCACAGCGAAGAAGGCUUCUCGCAGCCGUGGCGCAGAGGAUGCCGUAGACGAUGAUCCCGAUCAGGCAAAGACACAAGAGCUGUUUAAGCGUCUGCGCAGUAUCCUCAACAAGCUGACCCCUCAGAAGUUUCAGGAGCUGAUGAAGCAGGUGACAGAGCUGACGAUAGACACUGAGGAGAGGCUGAAGGGAGCCAUUGACCUCAUCUUUGAGAAGGCCAUCUUGGAGCCCAACUUCUCUGUGGCUUACGCCAACAUGUGUCGCUGCCUUAUGGGGUUGAAAGUCCCCACCUCAGACAAACCAGGAGUUUUUGUGAACUUCCGCAAACUGCUGCUCAACCGCUGCCAGAAAGAGUUUGAGAAGGACCAAGAUGACGAUGAAAUAUUUGAGAGAAAGCAGAAGGAGUUGGAGGCUGCCAAAGAUCUAGAGGAACGUGAGCGCUUGAGGGUGGAGCUGGAGGAAAACAAAGACCAGGCCCGCCGCCGCUCACUGGGCAACAUUAAGUUUAUCGGUGAGCUCUUCAAGCUCAAGAUGCUGACAGAGGCCAUCAUGCACGAUUGUGUAGUGAAACUACUGAAGAAUCAUGAUGAAGAGUCUCUGGAGUGUCUUUGCAGGCUGCUCUCUACAAUUGGCAAAGACCUGGACUUUGAGAAGGCCAAGCCUCGUAUGGAUCAAUAUUUCAACCAGAUGGACAAGAUUAUCAAGGAGAGGAAGACCUCAUCCAGAAUCCGCUUCAUGCUGCAAGAUGUCCUGGAUCUCAGAAAGAAUAACUGGGUGCCUCGCAGAGGAGACCAGGGUCCUAAAACAAUUGACCAGAUCCACAAGGAGGCAGAGUUGGAGGAGCACCGGGAACAGAUCAAAGUCCAGCAGCAGCUUAUGUCCAAGAAAGACUCGGGCGGCGGAGGAGGUGGCGGCAGGAUGGGUGGGAACAUGGGGGGCAGAGGCCCACACACGCCUGGAGGUGGAAGGACAAAUCCGCCCCAGGAUGAGGGAUGGAACACGGUGCCCAUCUCCAAGAACAGACCCAUCGACACCACCCGUCUUAGCAAGAUCACAAAGCCUGGUGCUGUGGACUUCAGCAAUCAACUGUUGGCUCCAGGAGGAAAAGGCAUGUGGGGCAGCUGGGGCAAAGGCAGCAGUGGAGGAACUGGAGCUAAACCAGCAAGUGGAGAGCAGGAUUCUGGUCGUCCAGCAACCAGCACCCUCAACCGCUUCUCCGCCCUGCAGCAGUCUGGUUCAUUGUUAUCUUCAUCAGACUCUGAUCGCAGAGCUCCUCAGAGGUCAAGCUCCAGUCGUGAGCGUGGUGGAGACCGGGCCGAUCGUGACAGGGAUCGCUUUGAACGAUUUGAUCGCGGAGAGGGACGGGAGGGCCGUGAUGGCAGGGGCAGCCAGAAUCAAAUCAGCAAGAGAAGCUUCAGCAGAGAGUCGCAGGAACACGGCGGGAGGGGUGGAGACAGCCGGGCAACGAAUGAGCCAGUGCGUCGCGUGGCCAGCAUGACCGACGACCGGGACAGGGGAAGCAGAGACAGAGGAAGUCGCGAUAGAGGAAGCCGCGAUAGAGGAAGCAGAGACAGAGGAAGCCGGGAUAGGGGUCCAAGCAAAGAUCUCACAGUAGUGAAACGUGAGAGUGCUCCCACUCCUCCUCCUCCUUCUUCUCUUCCCAAACCCGCCUUGACCGAGGAGGAGGUGGAGAAGAAGUCGAACGCCAUCAUUGAAGAAUACCUCCACAUCAAUGACUUGAAGGAGGCGUUACAGUGUGUGUCAGAACUCAACAGUGCCUCGCUGCUCUACGUGUUUGUGCGGAACAGCGUGGAAUCGACGCUUGAACGCAGCACCAUUGCUCGAGAGCAUGUUGGCCUGUUGCUGCACCACCUUGUAAAGGCAGGGACACUGCCCACACAGCAGUACUACAAAGGGCUAGAAGACACCCUGGAGGCUGCAGAAGACACGGCCAUAGAUAUACCUCACAUCUGGCUUUACCUGGCUGAACUCAUUACCCCCAUGCUCCAUGAGGGAGGCAUCCCUAUGGGACAGCUCUUCAGGGAGAUCUCGAAGCCUCUUGUGCCUCUGGGGCAGGCUGGCGUGCUGCUGGUUCAGAUCCUCAAGUUGCUCUGCAAAGGAAUGACACCUAAAAAGGUCGGAGCCAUGUGGACAGAGGCCGGUCUGAACUGGAGAGAUUUCCUGCCUGAGGAUGAAGAUGUCAACAAGUUUGUCACUGAACAGAAAGUGGAGUUCACCACUGGAGAGGAGAUGGAGUCAAAGGAAGUCAGUAAGAAGAAGGUCCUCAGUGGAGAGGAGCUCAGCAAACAGCUGGACAGACUCCUGCAGGACAAGGCCAACAACCAGCGGAUCAGAGACUGGGUUGAGGCUAACUUGGACGAGCAGCAAGCUGCUUCCAACCAGUUUGUACGAGCAUUGAUGACAUCAGUGUGUCAGGCUGCCAUCAUAUGUGACAACCCGUACAGGGUGGACGCACGGCAGAUCAACCUGAGGGCCAGUCUGCUGCAGAAGUACCUGAGUGAUGAGCAGAAGGAGCUGCAGGCCCUCUACGCCCUCCAGGCUCUGAUGGUGCACAUGGAGCAGCCAGCAAACCUGCUGCGGAUGUUCUUUGACGCCUUGUACGAUGAGGACGUUAUUAAGGAGGAGGCCUUCUACAAAUGGGAAUCCAGCAAAGACCCCGCGGAGCAGACAGGCAAAGGUGUGGCCUUGAAAUCAGUCACCGCCUUCUUCACCUGGCUCCGCGAGGCCGAGGAGGAGUCUGACAAGGAAUAAAAGACUGGACUGAAGGCUGCCUCUCACUGCCCCCACCCUUUGGCAAGGCACGGGCUCUGCAGGCAGCCGCGGAGAGUCACGGACAAUAUUUCCAGAGAGAGGAAGACUCAAUCAAUCCUCAAUGAGGAUAUAUCUUUAUUAUGUUUUCUUUUCCUUUGAGGGAUGGACUCGAAACAAUCAUUUCUCUCUCCCCUCCCUCCUCUUGCUUCCUCAUUAUUUCCCCACCUGCUUGUGACAGCAAGUGUCCUCAUCAAAUAAACUUGAAAACUGAUU
Messenger RNA from Acanthopagrus latus (yellowfin seabream), 5933 nucleotides. RefSeq names its product eukaryotic translation initiation factor 4 gamma, 1a (gene eif4g1a). Gene Ontology annotation, molecular function: mRNA binding; protein binding; translation initiation factor activity. Gene Ontology annotation, cellular component: eukaryotic translation initiation factor 4F complex. Lineage: Eukaryota; Metazoa; Chordata; Actinopteri; Spariformes; Sparidae. The coding region runs from base 462 to 5660 and encodes 1732 amino acids. The transcript is spliced from 31 exons. The record is from RefSeq and is a predicted model, not a curated record.